This is a messenger RNA of Hippoglossus stenolepis (Pacific halibut), 1338 nucleotides long. RefSeq names its product deoxyribonuclease I-like 1 (gene dnase1l1). Lineage: Eukaryota; Metazoa; Chordata; Actinopteri; Pleuronectiformes; Pleuronectidae. Gene Ontology annotation, biological process: DNA catabolic process. Gene Ontology annotation, molecular function: DNA nuclease activity. Bases 188 to 1249 code for a protein of 353 amino acids. The transcript has 10 exons. Gene Ontology annotation, cellular component: nucleus. The record is from RefSeq and is a predicted model, not a curated record.
AACGCAGCGCCUUAGACCGCUCGGCCAUCCUGAUUAGAUCCGCACGAGGAAUAGAAAAACGUUUUGUCUUAAAUUAAUACUAUGUACAUUUCCUAAGUCCACAGCCUGCUGUAGUGUCAGACUAAGAGUCCCACACAGCGUCGACUGUAGCCCGCAGUUCGACUCAAGUCCCUCCCACAGGAAACAUAUGACCGAGCCAGCUUCAGGUUUCACGAGAGAGGAGGCGGUGAGAAACAAACAAACCGUGGAAACCCCAGAACCAGCGAGCUGUCUCUUACAACACUGUACCAUGAGGUGGUCUUCUCUCCUCCUGCUCUCCUUCCUCUCUGGUGUGAUGGUGGUUCGGGGGGGUUCGGACUUUAGAGUCUGUGCCUUCAACCUCCAUCACUUUGGGGAUUCCAAGUCCAAGAAGAGCACUGUCAUGCACACUCUUACCAGGAUCAUCGCUCGCUGUGAUGUGUGUUUGCUUCAGGAAGUGAGAGAUAGUAAAGAGAACGCUUUACCAAAGCUGCUUACACGCCUCAACAGCUAUGACACCGAACAUAAGUACGAUGCUGUGGCCAGUGAGAGGCUGGGCAGAUCUGAAUCAUACCAGGAGCAGUACGUGUUCGUUUACAGGACUGAUACAGUGAGUCUUACUGACCAGUAUCAGUAUCCCGAUGAUCGACCAGGAGAUGUUGAUGCUUUCUCCAGAGAACCUUUUGUUGUCCGCUUCAAAGCCCCCAAGACAGCUAUAAAGGAGUUUGUCCUCAUACCCCAGCACACCAGUCCAGUCAACACCACUAAGGAGCUUGAUGCACUGUAUGAUGUCUUACAACAUGUGAAAAAGAUGUGGAAAACUGAGAAUGUGAUGCUUCUCGGUGACUUCAACGCUGACUGUGGCUACCUCGCUAAGAAGAACAGGAAGAAUGUGCGUCUGAUUACAGACACAGAUCUCGUUUGGCUCAUCAAAGAUAAAACUGACACCACCGUGCGAUCGACCACCUCCUGCACCUACGACAGGAUCGUUGUGCAUGGGGCAGCAUUUACCAGAGAAAUUGUGCCUCUUUCCGCCAAACCAUAUAACUUCCAAACAGAGUACAGACUCACAGAGGAGCAGGCGCUGGAGGUCAGUGAUCACUACCCAGUGGAAGUUCUGCUCAAGGUCGUCAAGUCAAGAUUCCCUUUCAAUGAUUCAACUUCUCUAACCAGCACAAAGUUCCUCUCUUUGUUUGUCCUCAGCCAUCUUGUCUCUCAAGUGUUCACAUGAUAACUGAACAAUAUACCCUGUGCAGCUUUGUUUUUGAGGACAAUCUCAGGUCAAUGCAUUCACACCAAACCACUCAACAACGCAACGCA